ACAGCGCAUGCGCAGAGCCAGCAGAGCGGGGCCUGACUUGGACUGCACACUGUCUUCCUCUUCUUCCUCCUCUGGGCGCUUCCAGGACGCCGAGGCCUGUUCCGGAAUAGCUGGCACCCGCUUUCUCUGCCUCUCUCUCACGUUUGUGACCUUCCGGCGCCAUUAACUCGGCAGGUGGAGGACCCUCCCCGCCCACGCUGCACUCCUGUCACUCGGAGCGCGCGCCGCGCCCCAGGAACCAAUCAGCAGCCGCCGGUGGUGACCAUGUCAGAGUCUGGGCACAGUCAGCCUGGGCUCUAUGGGGUAGAGCGGCGUCGGCGGUGGAAGGAGCCAGGCUCCAGUGGCCCCCAGAACCUCUCUGGGCCUGGAGGUCGGGAGAGAGACUACAUUGCACCCUGGGAGAGAGAGAGACGGGAUGGCAGCGAAGACCCCAGCACUAACGUCAUGCAAAAAACCCCCAUCAUCCUCUCAAAGCCUCCAGCAGAGCGGUCAAAGCAGCCGCCACCAACCACAGCCCCAGCAGCACCACCAGCCCCAGCCCCACUGGAGAAACCCAUUGUGCUCAUGAAGCCACGUGAGGAGGGGAAAGGGCCUGUGGCUGGAACAGGAGCUGCCACCCCUGAGGGCACUGCCCCACCCCCCACAGCCCCUGUGCCACCCAAAGGAGAGAAGGAGGGGCAGAGACCCACGCAGCCUGUGUACCAGAUUCAGAACCGGGGCAUGGGCACUGCAGCACCAACUGCCAUGGACCCUGUGGUGGGCCAGGCCAAGCUCCUGCCCCCGGAGCGCAUGAAGCACAGCAUCAAGCUAGUGGAUGACCAGAUGAACUGGUGUGACAGCGCCAUUGAGUACCUGCUGGAUCAGACUGACGUGUUAGUGGUCGGUGUCCUGGGCCUCCAGGGGACAGGCAAGUCCAUGGUCAUGUCACUGUUGUCGGCAAACACUCCAGAAGAAGACCAGAGGGCGUAUGUCUUCCGGGCUCAGAGUGCCGAGAUGAAGGAACGAGGGGGCAACCAGACCAGUGGCAUCGACUUCUUCAUUACCCAGGAGCGGAUUGUCUUUCUAGACACACAGCCCAUCCUAAGCCCAUCCAUCUUGGACCACCUCAUCAAUAAUGACCGCAAACUGCCCCCAGAGUACAACCUCCCUCACACCUAUGUGGAAAUGCAGUCACUGCAGAUAGCUGCCUUCCUCUUCACGGUCUGCCACGUGGUGAUCGUUGUACAGGACUGGUUCACGGACCUCAGUCUGUACAGGUUCCUGCAAACAGCGGAGAUGGUGAAGCCGUCCACCCCGUCCCCCAGCCAUGAGUCCAGCAGUUCCGCAGGCUCGGAUGAGGGCACUGAGUACUACCCGCACCUCGUCUUCCUGCAGAACAAGGCACGCAGGGAGGACUUCUGUCCCCGGAAGUUACGGCAGAUGCACCUAAUGAUUGACCAGCUCAUGGCACACUCCCACCUGCGCUACAAGGGGACAUUGUCCAUGCUGCAGUGCAACAUCUUCCCAGGGCUGCCACCCGACUUCCUGGACUCAGAGGUCAACUUGUUCCUCGUGCCCUUCAUGGACAGUGAAGCCGAGAGCGAGAACCCACCUCGAGCAGGGCCUGGUUCUAGUUCUCUUUUCUCGCUGCUGCCUGGGUACCGAGGUCACCCCAGCUUCCAGUCCUUGGUUAGCAAGCUCCGCAGUCAGGUGAUGUCCAUGGCGCGGCCUCAGCUGUCGCACACCAUCCUCACCGAGAAGAACUGGUUCCACUAUGCUGCCCGGAUCUGGGACGGGGUGAAGAAGUCCUCAGCCCUGGCAGAGUACAGCCGCCUGCUGGCCUGAGACCGAGGGGGUAGCACACAGGGAACCCCUGUCCUGUGGACAGUAAGGGCACAAAGCCUUCCCCCAGCAGGGGAGGAGAGCGACAGAGGCCUGGCAGAGGGAUCAUGGCUCCCUCCCAGAGACGUGAGGUGUCUGAGGCCAGCCCCUCCCUCAAAUGGGGUGCUGCUCGGGGUGACCAAGAGAUCCCACCCCCAGCCUGGGAUGAGCAGCCCUUCCCAAAUCCCCAUAGAGACAGGCAGCAGGAGUCAGAGCGGUCCCCAGGAAGCCUUCCCUAGAAUUGGGGCUGGGGUUGGAGAGCUCUUUGUGGGGGGAGUUGGGGAGGGAAAUCUGAUGGUUCAAAUAAACCUGGUCACAGGAGCCUGCUCUGGGUUUGUUCUUUCUCCGACCCAUCACCCGCUCCAGGAACAGGGCAGCUGAUCUUGUCACUAGAGCAACACAAUGUCUGUUUAGACUGAAAAGGUAGAAUUGUCAUGUGUGGUUUGGCCUAUAAUCCCAUCAGGAGAUUGAAACAGGAGGACCAAGAGUUCAAGGCCAGCCACAGCUGUGUAAAGAGAGCAGCCUGGGCCGGAGAC
Messenger RNA from Microtus ochrogaster (prairie vole), 2396 nucleotides. It is a transcript of the gene Smg9, whose product is annotated as SMG9 nonsense mediated mRNA decay factor. Gene Ontology annotation, biological process: nuclear-transcribed mRNA catabolic process, nonsense-mediated decay. Lineage: Eukaryota; Metazoa; Chordata; Mammalia; Rodentia; Cricetidae. The record is from RefSeq and is a predicted model, not a curated record.